This is a messenger RNA of Enterobius vermicularis (human pinworm), 477 nucleotides long. The record is from the annotation of a GenBank genome assembly. Lineage: Eukaryota; Metazoa; Nematoda; Chromadorea; Rhabditida; Oxyuridae.
AUGGAGAUAUUUCUGCUGGGUAUGACUGUGAGAAAAAUUUUUGAUCGACCAAAAUUUGCGCUUCAAUUUGUUUCUCAUUGUCAAACAACUUCGAAAAGGGAAAUUUACAUUGAGGAGUUGAAACGCCACAUGAAUCUCACUCAGCUAGGAGCCUGUAUUGCUGGACGAUGUUCACCAGAAUGUGAAAAAGUUGCAGUUGCUGAACAUAAGUUCUACUUAGCUUUUGAAAAUAGCAUCUGCCGAGAUUAUGUCACUGAAAAGAUGUUCUAUCGUCUUGGACACCUGCUACCAGUUGUCCUAAAGAGGUCUACUUAUGCGGGUAUUGUUCCUUCUGAUGCUUUUGUUGCGGCUGACGAUUUUGAGUGUCCCGAACAACUGGCAAAACAUCUCAAGUUUCUGAGCACUAACUACACCGCAUUCUCUAGUUCAGUUAAGUCGCUUUUUUCUUCUUUAGGAUUAAUGUACACUUUGUUUUGA